CGUUGCGCGGGUCCAUUCAUGCCUGCCUCAUCAGUGCCGCGCGCCUCGCCCUCACUACAGCUCACCUUUAAGACCAGAGCAGCGUUAGAAGUGAGACAAAGGAUACACUGGGAUAUACUCCUCAGUGCUGCGCGACUCCACGUGGACUGUAAAACACGGACUUAAGCGAGCACAUCACGGGGAGCAAGUUAUGAAAUAGGUGAGAAGUUCAUUAUUUGGACGCGCUUCACGGCAGUGGAGUCCGCGCGGAUGUGACAGUUGUUGCCUCGCGCUGUUUACUCCUUCCAGAGCGACCUUUGAGGAAGACUCAAUUUAGAAAAGUAAAAUAAAAUCCUCGCUGAUUUAAGUAAUUCUGUUUACCUGUGGUCGAUCACACACAGCAGGCUGUACGUUCAGCAGCGUGUGUGUCCUCUUCCGAUUCCAGCUUUAACAACUAGUUAGUCUGUCGUCUCAGCCGAAACACAACCAGGCGUCCACGGACCCAACACCUGGACACAUCUGUCAGAGCUCUGACACGUGAUUUGGGACAGACAUCGCACAUUUCCACAUUUUCACACAGUCAUUUUUUUUUUAUUGACCGAUUCAGUGACGUCUGAACUCCAGCAAGCAUCACCGGAGCGGAUACGUCGUGCACUGGACAGAGCAAGUAGGAUGGCCGCAGACAACUGUUUAAGGACUUUCUAAAGUUUUCACGCUUUUUUUGGUAGCAGAGGCAUAUUUCCCAACUACACUCAGCCAGUUUUGAGCCACAAUGGAUACAUCUGACGACCCGUGCCACAGCCAGCACAACAUUGACUCCACCAAGAGCCCGGUGAUCAGCGCCAUCAUGUUCGCAGCAGGCAUCGUUGGCAACGUGGCUGCCCUGGUCAUCCUGGAAAUUCGUCGAUGUAGAGACAUAAGGACCAAAAACAGGCAGCGGCGUUCGCUGUUUCACAUCCUCAUCACAUCGCUGGUGGUCACAGACUUGGCAGGCACCUGCUUCGUCAGCCCGCUGGUGCAGCUGUCGUAUUCACGCAACACCACCUUAGUGGGGAUGUCGCCCGAAAAUCAAAGCGUGUGUAAAUACUUUGGUGUCAGCAUGACCUUCUUCAGCUUGGCCACCCUGUCCCUUCUCUUUACUAUGGCACUAGAGAGAUGCUUUGCCAUUGGGUACCCCUACCUGUACAACCAGCAUGUCACCAUGAAAUGUGCCUAUAUCACAAUCCCAUCUGUGUUUGUGUUAUGUACCUUAUUCUGUCUCCUUCCCUUUGCGGGAUUUGGUAAUUAUGUACAAUACUGUCCCGGCACAUGGUGCUUCAUCGACAUGAACCCACUGGGAAAGGAGGAUCGUGCUUAUGCCAACCUGUAUGCCACUGUGAUGUUAGUGCUGGUGCUGGCUAUCGUGGCGUGCAACGGUUUUGUUGUGUACCAGCUCUUCAAGAUGUACCAGCGUCGGAGGAGGAACGGCUCAGUGAUGGGGGCCGCUAGAUCCACCAGCGACCGCAGGGUCACGUCCAUAGCUGAGGAGGUGGAGCAUCUCGUCCUGUUGGUCUUCAUGACCAUCAUCUUCAUCAUCUGCACGCUGCCCCUAGUGAUCCGAGUGUAUGUCAACUCCACGCAGCCUCGCACGGAGUCUCACCGUCUGGACCUGACUGCCCUCCGCUUCAUCUCUGUCAACCCCAUCAUCGACCCGUGGGUCUUUAUCUUCUUGUCUCCCAGUGUGCUGCACUUUUGCAGGGCCUCAGCCUGCCAGGCGCCCUUGGUGAUCUCCAGGGGUUCUGUGUGCAAAUCAUCACUGGCCAAACAGAACUCUCCGGCUGACCUGGAACUGUCUCGCCCAACAUUGGACUACACCGUGAACUUUCACACUGUGGAAUCUCUAUGACCAUAACAGUAUUUUAUUGUUUGAUAUUUAUAAUUACUGGACACAGGAUUGGAUAGUGUGUUUUCCUGAGAAGUUUCGCGGACUACAACAUCUCUCCCAUGUGGGUGGAGUUUCUUAUCUAUUUUAUGGGUGUUUCCUUUCGAUUACGGACCGCUCUGUUUAACUGAUAAAAACACCAGUUCUUUAAGCUGGUGGCCACAUCUUGCCAUAUACAGAGCGUUUCCAUCCACUUACAGCAUUUGAGUUAAGUUUAGGGAAUGUUGAGGCAGACUGAUGUUGCUCGAAGCUUUCUAGCGUAGAAGCUCACAUUUUGCCUCAUUGGCUGCUUAUGUGUGAUGCCACUUAAUCAGUUAAAUGAAAAAGGCUGCUGAUGGGAGCUGGCAAAACAAAGAGACUUGAUUUAGGUUUUGUGAUGAUCUGGAAUAGACUGCAAGCGCUUCUGCCAGCAUUAAACAAAGAUGUUCAGCUGGAGACGUUUGCGCAAGGAGAUGUGACAGUAUAUCAUGUAAAGGUAUUCAUGAAAGAGAAACAGACUUAAGGCCUUGCUGUAUAUGCCUUCUCUGAUUCAAAUGCUGCUUUCUGAACAGUUCUUACUGGGAUGCUGAGCAUACAGGAAUGAUUUUGUUUUCCUUUAUUGUUUUUUUUUAAACCUGGCACUGACAUGUAAUUUUAUAGAGCACAGUCAUUGAAAAACUUGCUUGGGGUCCAUAUUCAGAUCAACUGGGAUCGCGAUGCUUAUGUAAUAGUUUUCACAGGUUAUCAGAAGAAGGGUGCUGACAUACCCAGACAUAGUCUAGACCUGAGGUGUGCUUAUACAAGUGCAAAAAAUACCUCAAAUAUAGCAUGGCUUUCUCUUUUGAACACUUCAGCAGUUAUGGGUCAUCAUCUUGAGAACAUGAUCUUAUGGCCUUUGAGUUUCUGAACUCCUGACCUUAAGCUGUGGUCUACUUUGGUAACCUUUGCCCUCGCUCGCCCGCGAGACUCCUGCUGGAAAGGUGAAAGGGCAACCAUCCCAGAAUACAAGAGGGUUAAAACUCACCACUUGAGGAGGUUGUGAGAGAGAGAGAGAGCUAAACGUAAACAAAAGCUUUGCUGAUUGCAGUGACAAUAUCUCAUUUAUACUUAUAUGUACAGUAUGUAGCAUAUACUAUUAUAUAAUAAUACUAAAAAAAAUAUUCAGAUGAGACUGCAGUUACUUUUUGACUUGAAAAACAGCAGAGUAAAUCACUUAAUCUGGUCUAUGAAAUAUGAAAUGAAAGAUAGCACACAAGUGUAGAAAAUGUGGUACUUCCUAAAGAGCAAACUACCUCCUUUAAAGACAAAACAUUUAUUUUGUCUUAUUAUUUUGAUUAUUUUGUCUAAACACUUGCAGAUAAACUUCCUAGAAUACAUACUGGAACUGAAAUUGAUGGCUUUCUUGUAAACAAAGUGAUGCUACCUUAAACUAGUCAGUUAUAGUGAAAGUUUUUUUUUUUGGAAAUACUGUUAAAAAUAAAUAUCUUAAUCAUUUAAUAAUCUCAUUUACAGAAUGUAGUAUUGGUUACAAAACAUACAAUGUAAAAUGUAGCGUAUUGAGCCUGUUGGUUAUGAACAUAAAUUGUCUUUUACCCUUUAGAAAGUACCAUGUUUUGUUUUCAAUUUGUGCCACAAAUCAGUUCUCUUUUCAAGUCUUUUUCAAGUUUCUCAAGUCAUUUGUGAUGUAACUGUAUUUGACUCUAAACUUUUUAAGAUGUAUUUUUUUAUCUUCUAUUGCCAGGUACCGGUACUUUGUUUUGUCGCGUUGCCUAUAGGUAAUUUGGAAACAAUGAAAAUGGUUGUCUUAAUUUUUCUCCAUCAACUUUACGACUGAAGAGUCAUUUAAACUGCAGUAGUUUUACGAGGGGACAUCUUGAAAUGUUGCUUUUAUUCACUGUCUCUUUCCUGAGGACCACCAUUCAUAAGGGACAAAGGCCCAGAUGGAAAAUAUCAUGAUUGCUGUCUGUGAUUAUACUCAUGCAGAAGUUCAACAGCCAACUAAAACAAACCUAGAAACUACAGCUUUUCUUUCAGGUCCACCUAUAAAAAAACUAAAGUCAAAAAUCUCCCCCUGCCAUAGACUCCAUUAGUCAGUCUGCAAUUAGCCUACACAGUUCAAUGUAAUGUGAUCUGCUGCCCACCAACGUAACACAUCAUGACAUUAAAGUGAUGUCAGUUGAAACCAACUUGCUGAAAACAGAUGAGUUUCCUGAGAAGCAGAGGGUGUACUUCUCCUUUUGUUCGGCAUUCUGGUUAAAGUUACACAUGGCUGGAUUCAUAAUGGUUUAAAUUACACAACACCAGGGGGAAUUGUAACUAUGACGGCAUCUCCUCAUUUAGAACAAAUCCAGUUUAAACAGGGCUUAAGUGUCUGGCAAGAAAAUAAGCUACUACAGUUUUUUGUAGGAUCUCUGGUCACAAAUAUCUCUCUUUCUCUCUUCCCCUCUCUCUCUUGUGAAAACGAAAAAAAAACUCUUGCAUGGAUUAUACAACAGCAGGAGCCAAGUUGAAACUGAAAGUUCAAGUGUGUAAAAUGUGAGAAAAACAAAGAGUUCUCAACUAUCUGUCAUUUUAAAGAAUGCCAGAAAAUGUGUGCAUCAGGUAAACCUUUAGGAUGUAAGCCUUUAUCCGAAAGUGUCAAGUGUGUGUGUGUGUGUGAGAACGCUGACGAUGUUGCUAUUGUGCUGUGAGAACUGCAGUUUAUUGCCUCCAGUUGUCUGUUGUUGGUUCUGCGCUCAGCAACAAAACUUUCAGUGUUUACGACGGUGACUUACUGUUUCCUGUGGAUGUUAUUGGUGCACUUUGCCGCUGUGUUUGUCUGCGUGUCCCAGUACUUUUUUCAUUUUGCAUUAUUGUGAGUAUAAAUGUACAUCUGUAUUUUUUCACAUACAUGCUUGUGUCUCUAUGUACCUAAGGAUUGGUUCAAGCUUGUGUGCAUGCCAGUGUGUGUGUGUGUAUGUGUGUGUUUGUGUGUGUGACAGACAGCACUGAUAUGUAAUGGUGUCAAACCCAAAUGCUACCUGCCUGGAUGUCUUGUAAUCAUAAAGUACUGUACAUGAAACUGAAUGCACUGAGCACACGAGUGUGUAUGUGUGUGUUUUAUGUAAAUAAAGAUCUCAUCCACCACA
This is a messenger RNA of Scatophagus argus, 5007 nucleotides long. RefSeq names its product prostaglandin E receptor 2a (subtype EP2) (gene ptger2a). The coding region runs from base 752 to 1864 and encodes 370 amino acids. Gene Ontology annotation, molecular function: prostaglandin E receptor activity. The transcript is spliced from 3 exons. Lineage: Eukaryota; Metazoa; Chordata; Actinopteri; Scatophagidae. Gene Ontology annotation, biological process: positive regulation of cytosolic calcium ion concentration; inflammatory response; cellular response to prostaglandin E stimulus. The record is from RefSeq and is a predicted model, not a curated record. Gene Ontology annotation, cellular component: plasma membrane.